This is a messenger RNA of Erigeron canadensis, 698 nucleotides long. RefSeq lists its product as uncharacterized. Lineage: Eukaryota; Viridiplantae; Streptophyta; Magnoliopsida; Asterales; Asteraceae. The record is from RefSeq and is a predicted model, not a curated record. The coding region runs from base 30 to 443 and encodes 137 amino acids. The transcript is spliced from 2 exons.
UCAUCGACAGACCGACCGACCGACCGACCAUGGAUAAUAAGGGUGGUUCCAAAUCAUCAUCAUCAGAGGAGAAGACGCCGGCGCCGCCGACGUUUGGUUGUGGUUGUUCGGAUGGGAUUGUGAAUAUGGAUAUGAAAUGUGUGUAUGAAUCUAAUUCCAUGUCUGGCUAUAUGAAUGAUACGGAUGUGCGCAUAGCAGAGGAGGAGGACAUGGAACCAGAAAAUCGUCAUAAGGAUCCCAGAGAUAUAAGCCUUGCUGGAAAUGCUGCUGUGCAAUUGAACGUCGACAGCCUCAUUAACCUGAUGCUUAAUACUAUACAUGAUGGGGGGUUUGCUGAUGCUAUCUUCAACAUGCCUGCUAUUAAGAUUGCCAAAAUCCCAUUCUACAAUCGAUUUACUUGGAAUUUUGAUGUAAUUGAAAUGAGUGAGCGCGAUAGCUUCUAAAAAGCACAAUCCAGAAAGCACAUUCAACUUUAAAAAACACAAUAUGGGCUACAGAAGAGGACAUAUGCGUUGCAGUCGCUGUUAGUAUAAUGAGAUGUCCGCUUGUUCUUCUAAUAACGACUAAUCGUUUUUAAUCUAGCAUGGAACUAUGUAUAUUGGAAGUAUGUUAAUUUGUUUUCAAACUAUGUAUUUUGUGUGUCAAUGUCAUUUCUAUCUCCUUCAAACACCGUUUAAUGAAAUUAAUGUCGUUUACAA